AUGUUGUGGUCUCACGGCUUGAAGGCGAUUGCCCUGGUGGCCUCGUGUUGGGCGUCGACGAGUGAUGCCAUCACAUACUCUCCGUUGAAGCCUCCAUCAUAUCCAUUGGCCGUGCGGAGUCCAUAUUUGUCGGCGUGGAUCCCCGGCAAUGAAGUCGCGUCACUCUCCUCCAACAACGCGCAAUUCUGGGCCGGCAACAAGCUGAUCUGGUCGGUUAUCGCUCGAGUUGAUGGAGUCGCGUACAACUUGUUUGGCGUGGCCAGCCCUCCCAGUGGCACCCAGUCAGCCACCGUCACCGAAGCGACUUACACCACCACUCAUUCCACCUUCACCGUAACUGCCGGAUCGCGCGAAUUCACACUAGACUUCUUCUCGCCGGUAUCGCCCAAGAACUAUCUGCGGCAAUCCCUGCCCUUCUCCUAUCUCACGGUGACCCUCACUGCUGGAGAUUCUGCUUCGGUGCAGGUGUACUCGGAUAUCGACUCGAGCUGGACCGGCCAGACUAGCGACUCCAGUUGGAGCUACUCCACCAGUGGAUCGACGGGUGUCUUUCAGAUCGAGACGGUCGGCGCGGCCACCUACUCGCAGAACAGCAACGGCCAAGCUCUGUGGGGCAGCGCCGUCUACGCCACCCGCCCCUCAAACUCCUCUUCGCUCUCCACUGCCUCCGGCCCUUCCCUGAGUGUCCGGGAGUCGUUUGUCAACAAUGGCAGCCUCACGGGCAACCAUGCCAACUGGAGUUCCACGGGUGUCGUCGCACUCGCGCAUGAUUUGGGGACGACGGCGGACGAGUCGGCGGUGACUUUUGCGAUCGGUCACGUGCGAGAAGAGUCGAUCAACUUCUUGGGCGACGCGCAAACGGGCUACUACCGUGCCACUUACUCUGAUACGGUGGAUGCGGUGGUGCAUUUCUUGGAUGACUACGACGAUGCCUAUGCCGAGUCGACCCAGCUGGAUAAGUUGAUCCAGGAUACGGGUACUUCCAGCUAUGGGGCCAACUACUCGGACAUUCUAGCGCUCUCAGUGCGACAAGUUUACGGAGGCAUCGAAGUGACUAUUCCGAAUGACUCGCUAGACACGAGCGAAACACGCGCUUUCAUCAAGGAAAUCUCCAGUGAUGGCAACAUCAACACGGUUGAUGUUAUAUACGCCACGUUCCCGAUAUUCUACGUAUUGAGUCCCGAGAUUAUCAAGCUGCUCAUCGCCCCCGUGUUCGAGUACAUGGGCACGAGCGCCUAUACCAAGUCGUACGCCGUGCAUGAAAUCGGUGCCAACUACCCCAACGCGACGGGUCACCCGUCCGAUGGCGAGGAGAUGCCAAUUGAAGAGAGCGGGAACGUCAUCUUCCUCACGUACGCCUACCAAGCGGCUACGGGAAACACCGACCUAUCUACCACAUAUUCGGCCCAGCUGAAACAAUACGCUGACUAUCUCUAUCAAAAUGGACUAUACCCCGCGUCACAGUUGUCUCUCAACGAUGCGCUCGGCGCAUUGGGCAACCAGACCAACUUGGCCGUCAAGGCCGCCGUGGGCCUGGCUACUUAUGGUGCCUUGUCUGGCCAAAGCAACUACACAACCGCCGGCAAAGAAUUUGCUGACAAGAUCUGGACGGACCGCCUCGGCACGGAUGCUGAUGGCACCCACUUCUUGAUCCAAUAUGGAACCGACCCGUGGUUCCUCGUUUAUAAUCACUAUCCAGACCUGCUAUUCAGCCUGAAUGCCUUCCCCGACGAGGCCUAUAAUGCCACUGCUGAUUUCUAUCCGACGGUGCGCAGUGCAGCCGGGGUACCCUUGGAUGGGGCUAUUGGCUGGGGUCAAACGAACUGGCAGUCCUUUGUCGCUGCCACCGUGAGCGGUGAUACUCGGGACAUUCUAAUCAGUGAUUUGCAUACGUAUAUAUCGAACGGGUUGAAUUCGGCUCCCUUCUGCGAUCGUUAUUGGGUCGAGGAUAGCGGGAGUUAUGUGGCGGGUCAGGAGAACUCGUUCCGUGCGCGGCCCACGCUGGGUAGUCACUUUGCGCUGGCAGCCCUGUCGGGUGCUAACAUUUGGUCUUCUUGA
Messenger RNA from Penicillium cataractarum, 2058 nucleotides. RefSeq names its product glutaminase family protein. Bases 1 to 2058 code for a protein of 685 amino acids. The transcript is spliced from 2 exons. The record is from RefSeq and is a predicted model, not a curated record. Lineage: Eukaryota; Fungi; Ascomycota; Eurotiomycetes; Eurotiales; Aspergillaceae.